Messenger RNA from Dicentrarchus labrax (European seabass), 5288 nucleotides. RefSeq names its product lysine (K)-specific demethylase 2Aa (gene kdm2aa). Gene Ontology annotation, molecular function: zinc ion binding; histone demethylase activity; protein binding. The transcript is spliced from 26 exons. The record is from RefSeq and is a predicted model, not a curated record. NCBI's taxonomy places the organism in Eukaryota, Metazoa, Chordata, Actinopteri, Moronidae. Gene Ontology annotation, biological process: protein demethylation; regulation of transcription by RNA polymerase II. The coding region runs from base 670 to 4659 and encodes 1329 amino acids.
GACAUGGUGAUGGGACGGAAAAUGGCGGCUGUUACACCGCAUUAACUUUAUGCCAUACUAGUAUUAACAGCAGCAUGUACGCCCUUUUAUUGUAGUGUAUUAGAAAUAUCUGAGUAUUGUUAUUUUAAUAAGACUUUAGGUCAUGUUGUUUUUUUCUAUCUGUACGAGCAGGACGUUUCAAAAAGCUGGAUACGACUUGGUAUGGUGAAGACAAGGAACAAAGCUCGAGUAUUCAGACAGGCUUGAUUUUAUCAUAACGAUACAUUUCUAUACAUUUUCACUUGUUACUGAAAUUGGCCUCUUUAAAUGAGUUUGGCUCCACAUUAAGCUUCCCAUACCCAGCUGCCUUUGGUUCAGCAAACCCACUGUGAAGUCAGUGAGGUUAGGUUAACGUGAGAUGAGUUUUAAAGCUAUCCAAAGACAACAAAUGACUUACGUUCGUCUCAGUUAGCUAGCCAGGAGACUUUCUUCUGUUUCAACUUAAGCUAAGUUAGCCGAGUAGUAGAGCCACCGUUUGAACAAACUCCCUUCAGCUCCUUGUUUACUAUCCGAUGGAGCCGAGCGGCGUUACGGUACAGCCGACGGUGGUUGUUCGGAACCCUCUACGUUAACACUCUGCGCUGUUAAAUACCCGCACUUGGUUGGGCAGAGCUCCUGUUUCCUGUGAUAAUGGAUGAUUCCAAGCCACGGUACAGCAGAAGGCUGCGGGCCGGCACCCGGCGACGUUACCAUGACGACGGCAUCUCAGAUGAGGAGAUCGAUGGAAGGAGAACGUUUGACUUGGAGGAGAAAGUCAGCAGUCAGAGGUUCAGCUCUGACCGGGUCCUUCGCAUGGAGGGAAGAGACUUCACAUAUGAGUUUGUCCAGAGAGGUGGCCUCAGGGACCCAAUUGUCUUUGAGAAGCCUGAUGGACUGGGACUGAAGAUGCCCGGUGCUGACUUCAGUGUCAACAGUGUCAAGAUGCAUGUUGGUAGCAGACGUAUGAUCGAUGUGAUGGACGUGAGCACUCAGAAGGGGACAGAGAUGUCCAUGGCCCAGUGGACACGUUACUACGAGACCCCUCCGUGUCAGAGAGAGAAGCUCUAUAACGUCAUCAGCCUGGAGUUCAGCCACACCAAGCUGGAGAACCUGGUCCAGAGACCUGCCACAGUAGAUCUAAUAGACUGGGUGGACAACAUGUGGCCUCGUCACCUGAAAGAGAGACAGAGAGACUCGACCAACUCCAUCAAUGACAUGCAGUACCCCAAAGUACAGAAGUACUGUCUGAUGAGUGUCGAGGGCUGCUACACAGACUUUCACGUUGACUUGGGAGGGACGUCGGUGUGGUACCACAUACUGAGAGGAAGCAAGGUGUUCUGGCUGAUCCCUCCCACCCCUCAGAACCUGGAGCUGUAUGAGAACUGGGUGCUGUCUGGGAAACAGGGAGACGUUUUCCUCGGAGACCGGGCGUCUGACUGCCAGAGAAUUGAACUGAAACAGGGCUGCACCUUUAUCAUACCCUCAGGUUGGAUUCAUGCAGUCUACACUCCUGUGGACUCCAUGGUGUUUGGAGGAAACUUCCUGCACAGCUUCAACAUCCCCAUGCAACUUAACAUCUGUAAUAUAGAGGACAGAACGCGGGUUCCAGUGAAGUUUCGUUACCCCUUCUAUUACGAGAUGUGCUGGUACGUGUUGGAGCGCUACGUCUUCAGCCUCACCAAGACCUCCUACCUCACACCGGAGUUUCAGAAACACUCACUGGGCAUUGGUCUGAAGAAGCCGUCUGGCUCAGAUCUGGCCAAUGAGCAGGUGGAGGAGGAGGUUGGUGACAGUGAUGAAGAGGCUUCAGAGCAGCAGUCUGACAAGGCCGCAGUAAAGGUUCAUAUGACUCCCCUCGAGCUGGAGGGAAUGUGGAACCUGCUGGGUAAACUGGAGGCUCUACCCUCCAACAAGAAGUGUGUCCCAGCAGGGAUACACAACGCCCCGGCACUCAUUACACACAUCAAGGCCCUGCUGAAGGAACAUGCCAAUGACAAUCCCAAACUGUCCUACACAGGAAAGCCCAUCGUCAAGUGGCCAAAGAGACCCUCGUGGUACCAGCCUCCUCCUCCUCCACCGCCACCUCCUCGUCCUAAACUGACCUCCACUCCGAUCAUCCCACGACCACAGAAGCCAGCCUCCUCCAUGUCUGUGCUGAGACGACGCAGGGUCAGGUGUAAGCGCUGUGAAGCCUGUAUGAGGCCAGAGUGUGGGGAUUGUAACUUCUGCAGAGACAUGAAAAAGUUUGGAGGACCAGGGAAGCUCAAACAGACCUGUGUACUACGACAGUGUAUGUCUCCGGGCCUUCCUUUGUCUGCAGUGUGUGAGAUCUGCAAGGAGCCCAAUCAGGAGGAAACUGGAGACUCCUCCCUCACUCUGAUGGAAUGCUCCAACUGUGCUCAGAUAGUCCAUCCUGCCUGCCUCACGGUUCAGGGAGAAGGACUGGUGAAUAAAGAUCUGCCCAGUUGUUGGGAGUGUCCAAAGUGUGUCCAAGGAGUCACUGACCCAGAGUCAUCAGGCAGCGAUGAAUCGUUGGCUGCCGGCCACCAGCAGCACAUCCGUCCUCAUGGCCCCCUGGUCCUCAGGCUGGGCCCCGGGCCCUCUGCUACCAUAGGGGGUCCUGUGGGCUCCCAGCAUGAUGGGGAAGUGGUCCGCUGUGGUUUCUUCCCUCCUCCUCCUCCUCUUCCUUGCUGCUCUUCCUCCUCCUCAGCGUCACUUCUAUUGGUGGCGGCCCCUCUGCCUUCUCAGCCAAUCAGCUCGAGACUGCAGUCCAAAGGAGACAAAGGAGAAGGCCUUCCAGUGAAGCGAAAAUCUUCCUCCCUGCUGGACGCGCGCAUGGCUAAGAUUUACCGACGACAGAGACAUAGCCGCGAUGGGGACGACUCUGCCAGCGAUGACGAUGACGAAGCCUCUCACAGAAGAAGGAUGGUGCUCACUGCCCGAGGGGGGAGCCACUCUUCCAGGAGGGGGUUUGGUGCCAACAGGAGAGGCCUGCUGAGAGGAAGCUCGGCCCACAGAGGAAGCAGAGGAGGUCUCAUGACUCCCGGUUCCUCCUCCGCCCUCAAGCUAAAGCGAGGGAUGGGUAUGAGGGAGGUCGGGCGGAGGGGACGAGGGGUGAGGCUGCGGGGGGGCUCCAGGAUGCAGCGAAGGGGAGAUGAGUCCGAGGAGUCGGACGACGACGACGAAGACGACGAUGAUGAAGAAGAGGAGGAGGAGGAGGAAGAAGAGGACAGCGAAGAUCAGCGGCAUCGUCGACGCAGGAGGAGGCGCAGGACUGAUGAUGACGAAGACGAAGAUGAGGACAGCGAGGGGCAGGAGUUUGACCCUGAAGAGGAGGAGAUGGACACGCUGGAAGAUGAAGAAGAGGAGGAGGAGGUGGAGGAGGAAGGGCGCUGGGAUUCAGACCCAGAACCUCCGGUCCUCCUGGUGUCUGAUCUGAACGAUGACCUGCUGAGUGGCUCGUACCUGACUGUCACUCUACAGCGCCCCCACAAGGCCAAGAGACAAUCUGGCUCCAUCGUCCCAAAGCUGGAAGCAGCCAUGGGUCCGAGGACCGCUGCAGUGGGUGCCGGUGGUCAGCAGGGCUUCAUCCAGAGAAAGACCGCUCUGUCCAAACCUUCGCGACUCAAGAGCGGCGAUACCACAGGCGACAGCGUAACCCCCAGAGGACCCGGCAGGCCACGCCUGCGGGGUAACCAUGGCGACAGAAGUGCUAGAGAUCACUCCGCAUCUUCUUCAGAGGAGGGUGAAGCUGCUGCUCCUGCUGCACCCUCCUCUCUGUCACCUCCGUCCCUGCUGUCUCUGCCGUCCUUUAAGGACGUGGGCAACGAGAGAGGAGGGGAGAAGGAGGUGUGGGUGUCCGUGUUCAAAUACUUGAACAGAGCCGAGCUGCUGGCCUGCAUGACCGUCUGUAAGGCCUGGUACAAGUGGAGCUGCGACAAGCGUCUGUGGAGCCACGUGGACGUGAGCCGGUGCAGCCCACUCACUAACCAGGCCCUGGCAGGCAUCCUCAAACGCCAGCCCACCUCACUAGACCUGUCCUGGACCCCCUUGGCCAAGAGACAACUAAACUGUCUGCUCACCAGGCUCCCAGGUCUGAGGGAGCUGAGGGUGACUGGUCUGUCCUGGUCCUGUCUGUCAGCGAUGGUCUCUCCCACUCUGCCCUACCUGCGGCUGCUGGAUCUGCGCUGGUGUGAAGGCCUUAAAGACGCCCAGAUUAAAGAGCUCAUCAGCCCGCCUGGUUCAGAGUCGUCUCGCAGCAGACUGAGAAAUAUGGUGACGCUGCGUCUGUCCGGUCUGGACAUCAGCGAGUCCACUCUGAGGCUGCUGCAGCGCCACAUGCCCCAGCUGGAGAGGCUGGACCUGGCUCACUGCAAGGACAUAACCGACUCGUCCAUCGCCCUGCUGGCAGCAGCCGGGACUCACACCCGCAACAACCUCACUGAGCUCACGCUGGCGGGUUGCAGUGAGCUGACAGAUGGCUGUCUGUCCUACCUAAAGCGUCUCUCCUCCCUGACUCUGCUGGACCUCAGAGGCUGUAAGAGCGUCAGCAGGCGAGCCUGUGACGCCUUCAUCUCGGACCUGUCCCACGUCGCCCUGUACUGUAUGAUGGAGGAGAAGCUCAUCCAGCGCAUAGACUGACAGGAGCACCUCGUUACAGCACAACUUUGUGUAUCAUGUUCUUAAAAUCCUGGAAAGCACCAAACCUGGGGUUAGCUGACCCAACCAGCAUCUGUGGCAGUACUUUGGAGACGUCUCCUUUGGGUGCCAGAGCUCCUAAAGACCUCCACUUGCUCAAUCUUCUCUGCAAGACUACAAACAAGCAUUUCCCAAAGUGACAAAAUAUUCCUUUAAAAAGAUUUAUCUUGAAUGUUCCCAUUCCCUCCAUGUCUUCUGUCAUGGUUGGAAUGUAUGUGACGUUUAAUAACCAGAGGUCUGGUUACGUGUGAAACUACCUUUAUACAGACUGACACAGGAUGGAGCGCAGCUUGGAAGGCCAUUAUUUUUGAGAGUAAGAAAAUGGAAAAUAGAACACUGAUCCUGUUUUCUCACUAAAUAGUGUAUUAUGGAGUCUGUGUGUGUGCGCGCGUGUGUGUAUGUAUGUAUGUGUGUGUGUGUGUGUAUAUAUAUAUAUGUCUUUUACUUUAUGUUUCAUCCAGGUUAACAUUCACACAGACAAUUGACUUUGUACAUUUUUUUUUUCUACUUGUGUAAAAAAAUGUGAAUUGUUGGACUUUGUGUAAUAAACGGUGCUUCAGUUUAUAUAAGAA